This is a messenger RNA of Microbotryum saponariae, 4112 nucleotides long. NCBI's taxonomy places the organism in Eukaryota, Fungi, Basidiomycota, Microbotryomycetes, Microbotryales, Microbotryaceae. The record is from the annotation of a GenBank genome assembly.
AUGUCGCCCCCACUGCAGUACGGAGCAGGCAAAGUGGACGACUCGAACGCCGACCAGGCCGACAACUCGUUCUGCGAUGUCAUCCGCAAGCUGCCUGCGGUAAGUCGUCAUCGAUCUCCCCCGGCUGGCGCGUCGCACCAAACCAAGCCGUACGCGUCGCGUCGCCUCAUCUCGCCGCGGAAAUGAGCUUCCUUUGCGUGGCAAGUCCGCCCGACCUUCACGGGGCAUGGGCCGCGAUCAUGCCAGCAAUUGAUGGGAGGGGCUUCGUGUACUUUGAACUUGAAUUACAUGUAGUGACUCGAAGCACUCGAAUCCACAGACUCCCGCGGGCACGGUCAGGUUGUUCGAUCGGGGCGACUUCUACUCGGCCUUUGGGACGGAUGCCAUCUACAUUGCCACGCAUCACUACAAGGUCAGUCCUGGCCAACGGGUCGGACAUGCGCUUUGCUCAACUUGCAACUGUUCUCCACUGUAUUCCACCUAGACCCAAACGGUCAUCAAGAAGCUCGGCAAGAUCUCGUCCAUCUUCCCCGACGGCCUCCCCGCCGUAGCCAUGUCGAUCGCGGUCGCACAAGGCUUCUUGCGCGACGCUCUGACGACCAAACAGCUCCGCAUCGAGAUCUACCAGUCUGCCGGCGGCAAGAACGCCUCAAAGUGGACUCUCGGAAAGCAAGCCAGUCCCGGUCAUUUGGCCCAGGUUGAGGACUUGCUCUUCGCGCAUACCGACAUGCUCGCCGCACCCGUCAUCCUCGCCCUCAAGCUGCAGGUCAAGGACAACGUCAAGACCGUUGGCGUCACGUUUGCCGAUACGUCGAGGCAGGAGAUGGGUGUCGCCGAGUUCAUCGACAACGAUCUCUUCUCUAACACCGAGGUAGGCUCACUUACUAAUGCCGGCUAGAAAUGGACAAACUUUGACCGCUGAUUACCAACUUCAUCUGCACCAGGCUCUCCUCAUCCAACUUGGCGUCAAAGAGGUGCUGUUGCCCAGCGAGGACAAGGCAGCCGACUAUGACCUCAAGAAGAUCUACACGCUUGUCGAGAGAUGCAACAUCGUCCUCACAGAUCGCAAGAAGAGUGAGUGCACAUUCCCCGUCCGAGAAUCCAGCUUCACGGACUCACCUCUUGGGAGCGAAACCUCAGACGAAUUCACGGCCAAGGACGUGGAGCAAGACCUAAAUCGACUACUGCGAGGCGAUGUACCUGCUUCAACGAGACGUAAGCCCACUCUACCGAUCGCUCCCUCCAACUCGUGCUGAUUCAUCAGUUCGCUGUUUUUAGCUGAGCUCGACCUCAAAGUGGCAAUGGCUUCGACAGCGGCUCUGAUCGCCUAUCUCGGGCUCAUGACCGACGACUCAAACUUUGGCUCGUACCAGAUGGUGACCCACGACCUCAAGCAGUACAUGAAGCUCGAUGCCUCCGCUUUAAGAGCCCUGAACCGUACGUUAACCAUCUCUUUCCGAUUCGGGCUCGACAGAUUCUCACUCGUUUUUUUUUUUUGCUUUCCCCAUAGUGAUGCCCGAUCCAACGGGUAUGGGCUCCGGCGGAAGCAAGAACAUGUCCGUGUUUGGUUUGCUCAAUCGAUGCAAGACGUCACAAGGGACACGCAUGCUCGCUCAGUGGCUCAAGCAGCCCCUGGUGAAUCUGCACUCGAUUCGUAAGUAGAAAACAGUCCAGGUCGUGACUCGAGAGCGUGCCGUAUGCUGACGAUCCAUUUUCCUUGGAUGUACAGAACAACGACAAGAUUUGGUAGAGUGCUUUUUUGAAGACACUGCGCUGCGUCAGGCUGUGGUGGUCAGUUCGGGCGUCCCGCACUGAACAAUUGACGAACCCACCUGAUAGACGCCCUUCUUCUCAUAGAACGACUACCUCAAGUCGAUGCCCGACUUCCAUCGCAUCUCGAAAAGAUUCCAAAAGGGCGCUGCCAACCUCGAAGACGUCGUGCGAGUCUACCAAGCGCUACUUCUGCUACCCGGUCUCCUGACCGUGCUCGAGAACGGCGCAGAUGGAAACCAGCGAUGGCGUGAGCUGAUUGACGAGGUCUACUUGGCUGGAUUGAAGGUGCAUUCUUUGAACCGAGGGACUGCUCGGAGUUUGUAAGCUGUCAAUUUUCACUAAUCCCUCAAUUCUUCGCACUUGACUCACAGGACAAUGCCACUUUCUUGCAACCGAUGCGCGAGAUGGUGGAGGAGACGAUCGACCUCGACGAGCUCGACCGCCAUCAGUUUGUCAUCAAGCCCGAGUUCGACGAGACGCUUCAGGAGUUGAAGCAGCAACUCGAGCAAGUGCGCGAUUCACUCGACGAGGAGCACCAACGCGUCGCUGGGGACCUCAAGAUGGACGCCGACAACAAGGUGCUGCACUUUGAGCUGAGCCCGCUGUACGGCUAUUGCUUCCGAUUGACUCGCAAAGAAGGGUCGGCGAUCAAGAACAAGAGGGGCUACAUCGAGCUCAAGAACCAAACAAAUGGUGUUCAUUUCACGACCAAGCAACUCAAGUCGCUCAACGACGAUCACAAGGACUUGACCAAGCAGUACGAGAAGAAGCAAUCCGCGCUCGUCAAGGAGGUCAUUGCCAUCGCCGCCUCGUACUGCCCCGUUCUCGAGACACUGAACAAUCUCCUGGCCCAUCUUGAUGUCGUUGCCUCGCUUGCUACGUCCUCCCUCAACGCGCCGAUCUCGUACGUCAAACCCGUAGUUUGCGAGCAAGCUGAGGGCAGUCUGAACCUCGUCGACGCGCGUCACCCUUGCCUGGAGGUCAUGGAGGGCAUCAACUUCAUCGCCAAUGAUAUCUCGCUCGAGCGAGGUGAGUACCAAGAGCGUAAGGUCUACUGAGGCUCUCCGCUCAUCUCGUGUUCUCACCGCCCCGCGAUCUCCAGAUGUUUCCGAAUUUCAGAUCGUCACUGGGUACGUGCCAGCUUCUUCAAAGACGAAGGCUUACCAGCUGACAAGCCCUCUGUGCCUCCUUCUAGACCGAACAUGGGCGGAAAGUCAACCUUCAUUCGUUCAGCCGGCGUGAUCUCGUUGAUGGCGCAAAUCGGCUGCUUCGUGCCAUGCACUUCUGCGACCGUGCCGAUCUUUGACUCAAUCCUCUGCCGGGUUGGUGCUGGUGACAGCCAGCUCAAGGGUGUUUCUACCUUCAUGGCGGAAAUGCUGGAGACAGCGGCGAUCCUCAAGUCGGCAACGCGGGACUCGCUCGUCAUUAUCGAUGAGCUGGGUCGUGGAACUUCGACCUACGACGGAUUUGGUCUCGCUUGGGCCAUCUCAGAGUGAGUACACCCCAACCACAGUCGGCCCUUCCAUUUGUAUCCUGACCUUUCCUCUGAUUGACGUUGUAAACAGACAUCUGGCAAAAGAGACUCGCGCCGCCGUACUGUUCGCCUCGCAUUUCCACGAAUUGACUGCGCUCGCGCACGAGAUCCCGCACGUCAAGAAUCUGCACGUCGUCGCGCACGUCGAUCCCAAGCCUGACUCGCUCACGGGCAAGGAGAUCACGUUGCUGUACAAGGUUGAGCCAGGUCAGUGCGAGGGCCCAAAACUUAAUCAGCGCUCUCAGAUCACUGACGAAAUCGAUCCCUUCUCCUCAGGUGUCUGCGAUCAGAGCUUUGGUAUACACGUCGCGGAACUGGCCAAUUUCCCCGAGGAGGUCGUCAAGGUGAGAGCAACGUAGAUGGAUUGCGCGAGAGAGCAAUCGUGAAACUGACAUCGCAUUCAUCUCGCUCAGCUCGCGAAGCGGAAAGCGGACGAUCUCGAGGACUUCAGUGACAGACGUGAGUGCUCGCUGUCUCGGACUGGUGGCACCCCUCCUCUCGAUUCUGACACAACAUGAUAACAUUGUCUCUUGCAGCCGGAGAAGCCGCCACCACCGCCUCAACGCUGCCUCCCGAAGCGAUCGCAGAAGGCACCGCACUGGUCGAAGAAUUCCUCAACGCGUGGGCCUCUGGCAAUACUGCAGCCGUACCAGCUGGAGAAGACAGAGACGCCGAGAUGGCGGAUGCGGACGGUGAAGCUGAAGUCGCGAAGGAGUACGCGUCGUUGCUUAAGGUCUUUGAGACGUACAAAGAUCGGUUCGAGUCGACAGAGUGGACUAGGACGGUCUUGCCUCAGACGUACUGA